AUGAUAAUUGAUCAUAAUGCCAGUGAAGAGAGAAUCAAACUUGAGAUAGUUGUUAAUGAUGCAAUCGAGGUCUUGGUGAGUUUGUCUUGUGCUCGACUACCUACUCCGCAGCUUGAACUUACUUCCACACUGCAAAAAGACGAGUAUGUCGAAGACUGCGGAAGGGAAUUCCACGGUUGGGUAAUUCACUACCAUCUCAUUGAUGGUGGGCGAGAAAAGAUUCUGGUCCAUUUGGAUUCACCUGAUGUCCUUUGUCCUAUUUCGCAAGAAAUUGCGAAGGCUGUCUUAUUAACACACAAUAUUGAUUUGAGUGAUUCAACGCUGUCGAUAAUGUAUUCUCACCCGAAACCCGUGGAACUUAUCCUUCGCAAGGCCUCUACUUUAGAUGAAGUGUCUGCGUUUCUAAGCCUGUCGAUCUGCAAUCACCUUCAGACAGGCACUCACCAUGUAAGCUUGUAG
This is a messenger RNA of Lachancea dasiensis, 459 nucleotides long. Lineage: Eukaryota; Fungi; Ascomycota; Saccharomycetes; Saccharomycetales; Saccharomycetaceae. The record is from the annotation of a GenBank genome assembly.